AAAAAUGGCAGAAAGAGACUUCCAAUGUUACAAUAUCUGGAACAGAAACAGACGCCAUAAUAUCUGGCCUUAAGCCGGCCAGUGUUUACAACCUUCGAGUACUAGCUAAAAACGGACUGGGUAUUAGUGACCCGAGCACGGAUGUAGAAGCCAAGACCGAAGAAGAAGCACCAGAGGGCCCUCCAAUGAAAGUCCGUGGUGAAGCAACGAGCUCGAAGUCUUUGAAGAUUACAUGGAAGCCACCCAAUCAGAAAUUACAGCACGGUAUCCUGUUAGGCUACUAUGUAGGUUACAAGAAAGCGUCUUCGUCAGAUGGGUAUGUGUACAAAUCUUUGGAAAUCCAGCCAGGUUUUAAAGAAGAGUGUCAUCUGAGCGGACUAAGCCGGUUCACCAAAUAUAACAUUAUAGUGCAGGCACAUAACAGCAAAGGAUCUGGUCCUCCUUCGGAAGAAUUGCUGUUACAAACUUUAGAAAGUGAUCCACCGAUCACACCACAACUAAGAGUUGCGACAAGUACAUCCAGUUCUAUUACGUUAACUUGGAACCCAGUUGCUCCUGAUGGAAACCCAAUCACGGGUAUGUUUCACGUGUUCAGUUUUUGAUAUU
Limulus polyphemus (Atlantic horseshoe crab) is the source of this 606-nucleotide messenger RNA. Its product is annotated as Down syndrome cell adhesion molecule homolog. NCBI's taxonomy places the organism in Eukaryota, Metazoa, Arthropoda, Merostomata, Xiphosura, Limulidae. The transcript is spliced from 4 exons. Gene Ontology annotation, molecular function: protein binding. The annotation marks the transcript as partial. The record is from RefSeq and is a predicted model, not a curated record.